AUGGUGGUGAUGUUCAAUGAUCUAGACGAAAUGAGUAUUCGUAAUGCUCCAGUUGAUAUUGCUCAAACAAAAAUUCUUCAAUAUCUUCGUACACAUAAUUAUGAUGAUUGCAUCAUCUAUAUUAAUCGUUUGAGUCCGUUAACAUUUCGUACAAUUCUUACAACAUUAUCAAUUGAUAUUCUUUUAACACAAUUACCAUUUUCUCUUGAAAUAUUUGAAGUAAUUUAUUCAAAAAUUUUUCUUCAUGAUCCCGAACAAUUUCCUAUACGUACAUUGAAACCUGAUCGUUUUCUAUCAAAAAUAUUGGGUAUAUUUGCUUCAGCAAAUAUCCCUAAUGAUCAACUACCAUCUCGAAAAGAAUUGGAUCUUGAUAAAUUAAUGACAAAUUUAGAGAGUAUUCUACGAAUUAUUACCUACGUUCAACCAAUAUUAUUCAAACGAUUAUUAAGGCAAAAAGAAACAAUUGAUAAUUGUCUAUUCUAUUUUGAAUGUCAUACGGUUCAGACAUCACCUACACCAACAUUAACAAAUCGUACACAAUCGUUAACAACAUCAUUAAAUCCAUUAAAAUUGAAUUAUUUACAAGAAAUGUUACGAACUGAAAUCGAAACAACAAUAACAUGUUGUCAUAAUGCACUGCAAAAAUUAAAUGAAUAUAAAAAAUUACAACCAAUAUUAACAUCAUCAAUGGAGGGCUACUAUUCUGAUAUGGAAAAAUUACAAAAAAUUUCAUCUUCACCUUCUACACCGGCAACAUCUACUCAUUCAACACCUAUUUUUAAAAAAAGUCAUCAACAACAUUUAAAUUAUUCUACUCGUUCAAGUUUUCAUUCAUUAAACGAUGUACAAACUCGUUUAUUUAAUCAUAAAUCCAUUUUAAACGUUGUUGAACCAUUUCUAUCGAAACCAAAAUUAUUUCACAUUAUUAAUAGUUUAAAUGAAAAAGUCAAUGUUGACAAAGAAAUUUUAUUAGCCUAUUCACAUAUUAAAACGCAAGAAAAACAAAUAACAACAAAUGAUGCCUUAUUGCCCUUAUUUAAACGAUACGCAUUAGCUUAUGAACGUAUAAUACAAUUAUGGCGAAAAGUGAGUGAUAGUACGUUAAUUGACGAUUGUGCUGAUGAUAUACAGAUUGUUAAUGGAGAACGAUUGAAUAUUUUAGAACGAGCUAGAUCUGGUAUGUAUUCAUUUUCAACAUAG
This is a messenger RNA of Didymodactylos carnosus, 1200 nucleotides long. The record is from the annotation of a GenBank genome assembly. NCBI's taxonomy places the organism in Eukaryota, Metazoa, Rotifera, Eurotatoria, Philodinida, Philodinidae.